Molecule: messenger RNA, 956 nt
Organism: Caenorhabditis elegans
Lineage: Eukaryota; Metazoa; Nematoda; Chromadorea; Rhabditida; Rhabditidae
Gene: fbxb-8
Product: F-box associated domain-containing protein
Exons: 2
Coding region: 1-939 (312 amino acids)
Source: RefSeq, marked reviewed
AUGGCUCUCCCAAUUCUUCGUCUUCCCCGAAAAUGCCUACGUCUCGCAGCUCUGCACAUGAAAUUUAUCGAUUUAAUACGCUUCUCAUUCACCUGUGAGACUGCAAAAAAUCUCGCGGAAACUUUCAACUUUCCGGUGACCGGAAUUCGAAUGGCUAUCAGAGCAAAUUUCCGUCUUGAUGUUAUCUAUGAAGGGGAAAUGUAUACAUUUGCAACUGAGAAGUGGCUGGAAGAACAGGAUCUGGAACAAGUUUACAUUUCUCGACGGCAAAUCGUGAUUUUCCCGGAAGAAUUUGGCAUCAGAAAUUACAUUGAUCACCUGCAAAUUGUGCUGAAAUAUCCUAAGAUUACUGAGCUGUUCAUUGCAAGCUUCGAUCACGAUUCAGAGCAGUUUUGUAAGGAGUUUGAAGGCUUGAAGUUCAGAACCUUAAGUUUUGGAUCCAACGAUCCACUGUCCUCAAUGCGCACCGCAAUCAGUCUAUCCCCUCAAAGUGAUAUUAUCCAGCUCGAAGGUGAAGAUAUGUCAUCUGCGAAGUCUCUUCUUCUACAGAACACCGAUGAAGUCUACAUAACAUCCUCACCAUUCACCUUUACCCUCAAUGACCUACUACUUUGCAAUAGCCGGAGAGUGGUUGUGCGCGCGAGAUGGGACCUGAAGGACCUGAACACGUUCCUGAAGCACUGGGCAGCAGGGGUAAGGAGAUUGGAAAAGCUAGUUGUUGGGCAUCAGAAUCUACCGAGAACUUUGAAUCAGCGGAUGGCUAGCUUGUUCCAAGGGAUCAGUCAUGAGGUUUUGCCGAAGGAUCGUGUGACAAGGCAUUUGGAUGGUGGAGAGGAAGUGAUGUUCAAGGGAGGAACGAUUAUUAGGAGAAACGAUGGAAUUGAGGCAAUUGUUAUUUUUAGUUUUACCUUUCAAAUGUUUGUGCUUAAUGAUUUAUGAAUAAAUUUUAAUUUGGA